Cicer arietinum (chickpea) is the source of this 2307-nucleotide messenger RNA. RefSeq lists its product as uncharacterized. The record is from RefSeq and is a predicted model, not a curated record. NCBI's taxonomy places the organism in Eukaryota, Viridiplantae, Streptophyta, Magnoliopsida, Fabales, Fabaceae.
UGAUCUAAAUGGAAUAAGUUGAUACUUUUCCUCUGUUAUUUCCUCAAAAGAACUUGACAUCUGUAUCCCAAUUAUCCAUUCCACAAAAUUAGAUAAACAGACAUAUAGCCAGAGAGAGAGAGACCACCCAACACAACUACCAACUAUGCCCCAUCAUGGUGGCUCCUGGCAUUCAUCGCCACCGUUAAUCAGCCCUCCACUCCUCAUUAUUCUAUUACCUAUCCUCGCUUUCACACUACUCUUCCUCACCCUACCCCCUCUUCUCUCCGCUGCAACCAACGUUCUCCGACCAGCCUCCGUUAAAACUAGCUGGGAUUCCCUCAACAUUCUCCUCGUCGUUUUUGCCAUCCUAUUCGGCGUUUUUGCAAGACGAAACGACGAUGAACCAUCCCCUCAGCAAAUCCCCAACGACGUCGUUCCGGAUCAAAACGACACGUUCCGUAGAGUGUCAGUGUCGUCUGAAGGAGCUGCAACUAAUGGAUACGAGUCGCACCAAUGGUUCGGAUUCUCUACUGAGGAGAGAAAGAUAUUUGAUGAAACUCCGAACCGGUUGUUAUCACCGGUUAUCGGUGUUAACCGGUUAAGAAGAACCAGCAGUUCUUAUCCAGAUCUACGCCAGUUGGAAACCGGUGAUGACCGUUACAAGUUUCGGUUCUACGACGAUUUCGAAAUCGAGAAACAGUUCCGCUCGCCUGCGAGGGUAACGUUUCCCGCCGUAGACCACCGCAAACGGUGGCCGGAAGAUCGAAGUCAAGAAGAACAAGUUCACGUUAAGGAAAUUCCAGUCGAUACUUUCGAAAUUCGUCCUUCUCCGCCGGUGAAAUCACCAUCUUGUCCUCCGCCACCGCCUCCUCCACCGGCUUCAUCUCGGCGUCAUUCUAACAUGAUGCAUCGGAGAAUGGAGAGUAACAGCGAGAUAACUGAGCUUGAGAUGCAAUUUCCGCCUCCGGAUUCUCCGACAGCGUCACCUCCGCGACCUUCGGUGAAACUACGAUCGGAGAAGAAGAACGGGAAAAGUGAGCGAAGGAAGAGUAACGUGAAGAGAGAGAUAGCAAUGGUUUGGGCUUCAGUACUCUCGAAUCAGAAAAAACGAAAGAAGAAGCAAAGACCGAAAAACGAUCACAAUCAUCAUUACCAUAAUGUUGACGAAUUAAUAAACAGCACGACAGCGCCACCGAUGACGCCGCCGCCUCCACCACCACCUCCACCUCCACCUUCAGUUUUUCAAAGUAUAUUUCGAAAAGGACUCGGCAAAAGUAAAAAAAUCCAUUCAGUGUCAGCGCCGCCGCCGCCUCCUCCGCCGUCAAGGAGAUCAUCCAAGCCGAAGAAUCAGAUCCCUCCGCAACCACCGACUCCUCCACCGGCACCACCUCGCCGGGGAAACCUCAUGAAACCGCCAUUACCGAACAAAUCAAACAACUUCAUCGACCAAACCUUAAACACCGGCAACCAGUCGCCAGUGAUUCCCGUUCCGCCGCCUUUGCCGCCGUUCCAAAUGCCGGCGAUGAAGUUCGUAGUUCGCGGUGAUUUUGUCAAAAUACGAAGCAACCAAAGCUCGCGAAGUACCUCACCAGAACGCGAACACAUGGACGUGGAAGUUUCAGAAACCACUACCGUUACUAACGGCGUUAUGAAUCAUAACGGCGUGGUGAAUGAGGCCGUUUUCUGUCCAAGUCCUGACGUGAACGUGAAAGCUGCAACUUUCAUUGCUCGUCUAAGGGGAGAAUGGAGGCUACAAAAACUUAACUCCAUCAAGGAGAAAAGCAAUGUCUCAUUGCCUCUUGCAAGAGAUUAAUUACACAAUCUAUGCUUAUAACAAUGAUUUUUUAUGUUUUCAAAACCACAAUGCAACCACCAUUGAAGUUACAUCGCAAUUAUACUUCGACGACUAUUUAAAACCCUACACUAUACUUUGUACAAAGACCUAUUAAGAAACUGGGCUCUAAUUAUGGUUAUUUGUUCAAUUAUUAGAGCCUACUGAACAAAAUAUUUUUUUGAGAGUUUUGAGUGGGUUUGUUUGGUUUGGUUUUGUUUUGUUUUGACUUUGAUUGAUAAUCAUCGACUGUAUUUUGUUACUAUGGUCAUAAAGAUCACAUAAUAACAGAUUUGUAUAGGAAGGUAGUUGAGGUGAAGCGCUAAUUCUGUUUUAGAUGUCCUAUUAGAGCUUCCUCCAGAUUUAUUGGGAGUGUGAAGUGAACUUAUGGUUUGCCACAGUUUGUAUGUUUCUAUGAUAUGCAGCAAUGAAUCUCUGAUUCUAUUUCUUUUAUAAAAAACUCUAUAUCAACUUACAUUUUCCUUUUUCUUGGG